Molecule: messenger RNA, 1276 nt
Organism: Anneissia japonica
Lineage: Eukaryota; Metazoa; Echinodermata; Crinoidea; Comatulida; Comatulidae
Exons: 3
Coding region: 355-990 (211 amino acids)
Source: RefSeq, a predicted model, not a curated record
ACUACAUACUUUUUAAAGCUUUACAGACCUAUUGAUUCAUACGGCUACAAAUUUUGUUUCUCUUCGUAUUCGUACAUCCCUGUUGAAGAUUCAUGUGAAAAACAGCGAAGUGUAUGGAAAAAGAAUUGCUCUGGAUCCUAUAGCUUUCGAAAACGUCAAUGCAUUAAUUCUACAACCAGUGAUGUCUUCUUCACAUCGCCACCAAAAAUUAAUCUUAAGUUGGUAAAAAAAUUCGCAUUUGGCAAUGUUUUGGAAGGACCACAGUAUUUAAAAGUCGUAGAGGAAAUAAGUGUUCAAAAAGGCGAUCUCAUUUGUUAUAAAUAUAUAAUAGGUAGAGGAGUAAUAGAAGAAGAAAUGACAUCAAAGUUCACGGAAUACAUGGCGAAUGACGCAGACUUUAACUUUAUCGAUGCAAGCAACCUUGUACCAAGCAAUAAACCCAAUCACGUAUUUAGGGCUAUUGUCAACAGGCGAUCACGAGCACUUAUAUCACACGUAUGCGAUGUGGAUAUAAAUGAUUAUGACUCCCUGUGCUCGUUUAAUGUAUUGAUUGGAGGGAUGAAUAAAAAUGUCUCUAUUAUCCGAGUCAUCGACCCUCCGAUUCAUGACGUACAUAUAUCCAGUAUUAAAAACGCAAUAAUUGGUGAAAUUGUCAACUUAACUGUUGAGAAUCAACCUGGAAUGUACUUCUUAAAUUACGAAUGGAAUCUUGACAACGGUGAUACAAUACAAACGAAAAUGAGUGGCAUAACGUAUUCAUGGUCUUAUAACGGACUGUACAACGUUAGUCUGCUAACAUAUAAUAAUGACAGUCAACGGAGAGACAAUGUAUUGAUAAGAAUUGUGGAAAAAAUUGAAAAUUUGAGUUUAAUUGAAGAAGCUUCAACAUGGAAUAUCGUGGAAGAUGGAAAGUUAGUUGUUGAUAUUAACCACGCCGCGCUCGUUCAGUGGUCCUCAGACGGUAGGCUUCAAACAUUUUGUUCAACAUAAUAUCAUCUAAAUUUGAUUACAUCUUAUUUGCUUGAUAGUAUAUGUUGCUUUAUAAAUUAACUUAUCCACAUUGCCCCCUUGGAUUAUGGCUACAAAAGUAUGUUGUUUUGUAAGUGUCAGUAUAAGAGCGUUACAUACUUCCCAUCAUCUGCAGGGGCUCAUAGCACAAGCUGUUGAUUAGAAUGUGAGUCUUUCGGACCAACAUUGAAUAAACAAUAGAGUGUACAAUGAUUCCUCUUUUUGAUUACAUACGUAAAAUCAAAGUUAAAAUUUUAAAAUUCAUGCU